Messenger RNA from Echinostoma caproni, 282 nucleotides. The record is from the annotation of a GenBank genome assembly. Lineage: Eukaryota; Metazoa; Platyhelminthes; Trematoda; Plagiorchiida; Echinostomatidae.
AUGCUAUCAAAGAUUGCAGCCUGCAAUCUCAGCUUCAUCCAGAUCGAGAUCGGGGACGACUUGCCAAUCAAGCUGACCGAAGUCGAACCAAUUGGCCAAUUCAAUGGUAGUACAAUUAAUGAUUUGCAAUUUACCAUGGACAAAAUUGCGAUGAAAAACGCACAAAAUGAUGAGCUAGGAGGCCCGAUCAAUAUAACGAUUUCCGUUAGAUUGGCGGACGCUGCGAAGGAAGGAGAUAAGAAAGUUUUAACGGUAAAUUAUGGAACAAGGGAAAAACACUAG